AUGACUGAUCUUUUGGUCAAUGCCAAUCAUGUCCCUCAUUCAUCGAGCUUAACGACGACGCGACCACGGAAGCAGACCAGUGCUUCGGCUGGGCCUCUGCCAGCCUCCAAGCGUUCAACCGCCAAUACACAACCCGAGAAUGCGAACGUUGCCCUGGGUGCGCUGUCUCGCGCGUUGAAAGGCACAAGCGACCUAGUGCUUUCCUUGUUAGAUGGCCUGACGGGUCAAGAGCGCCAACACAGGCAGAAACUGGACGAACGCAGGCAGAUUCUGAUCUUGCGUAUGCAGAACGCCGAAACACGGCAACAAUGGCAGGACGCCGCCGAAGAACUCGAUGUCUUCGAGCACAACGGUCUGUGGAAGUUGGACCCGACGACGGCUGACUAUAACCCUUCCUUGAUCGAAGCCCGCCUAAAAGAUCUCGACGAGGCGCGAAUCAACUGCGACAUCCCCGCCAUGCUGCAUCAGGUCCGCACCGCUCUGUCCCGCGACUUGGGAGCCAUGGGCAACGUCGACCUUUACCGCCACUGCUACGUCGGGACGAAGGAGUUGGUCGAGCGCUACGUGGACUCGGCUUUGCAGACUAUCGACGCCUUGGUGGAGAAGAGCCAGUAUGCGCUCCCGGAGGGCAUGAGCCAACGAGACGUGCUGGAGAGCGUCCUAUAUGCACGCCAGAGUUUUGGCCGGAGCGCCCUGCUGUUGAGCGGCGGCGGUACCUUCGGCAUGUCGCACAUUGGCGUCUUGAAAGCCCUCUUUGAAGUAAAACUGCUGCCCCGCAUCAUCUCCGGUGCCUCGGCCGGCUCCAUUGUCUGUUCCGUCAUGUGCACCCGGACGGAUGAAGAGAUACCCCAGGUUAUCGAAAUCUUUCCCUACGGCGACCUUUCCGUCUUCGACGACGCGAGCAGGCCUGACGGCGUCUUCGAUCGACUGCGCAGGCUCCUCACCGAGGGGAGCUGGUCCGACAUCAAACACUUGACACGUGUUAUGCGCGGACUGCUGGGCGACAUCACCUUCCAGGAAGCCUACAACCGGACACGCCGAAUCCUCAACAUAUGCGUCUCGACCGAGUCCGUCUACGAGCUCCCGCGUCUUCUGAACUACGUCACUGCACCCAACGUAAUGAUCUGGUCUGCGGUUGCCGCCUCCUGUUCCGUACCACUCGUAUUCAGCGCCGCGCCCCUCCUGGUCAAGGCGCCUGGCACCGGGGAGCACAUGCCUUGGAACCCUACUCCCCAGCGCUGGAUCGACGGAUCGGUUGACAACGAUCUUCCCAUGACGAGGCUUGCGGAGAUGUUCAACGUGAACCACUUUAUCGUCUCCCAGGUCAAUCCUCACGUCGUACCGUUCUUGGCCAAAGACGAUCAACUCAACCCCGAAGAGACCGACUGGGUUUAUACUGUCUCGUCUCUGGCAAGAGAUGAAGCUCUUCACAGGUUGCAGUUCCUCGCCGAGCUCGGCAUCUUCCCCAACCUAGCCACCAAGCUACGCAGCGUCCUCAGCCAAAAGUAUUCCGGCGACAUCAACAUCCUCCCCCAAGUCGACAUGCUCGAUCUGCCUCGCCUCCUGAGCAAUCCCACAAGCGAUUUUAUGAAGCGGGCGUGUCUGGCCGGCGAGAGAGCAACAUGGCCAAAACUCAGUCGCGUCCGGGACCGGUGCGCCAUCGAACUCGGUCUUGACCGCGCGGUACAUCAACUCCGCGCCCGCGUCGUCUUUUCCGAGAGUCAGGUCGACCUUCGCCGCCUCGCCGCAGGCAUAUCCGCACCACCGCCGCGCAUAAGGCUGAGCAACUCGAGCGGCCCCUCCCCCCCGCAGCACAGGGCCAAGGGGUUCACGCCAGACAGCCCGACCAAGAACCGGCACCGCAGAUUAUCGGGGAGCAGUGUUCAACUGAAGGUACAAAGCCGGCGUCUUCCCCCGGAGGAUAAUACCCUUACCGACGAGGAGACGGAGGAGGAGGAGCGACUGGAGAUGAGAUGCCGACGCGAACAAAACGCCUUGUCGCCUGCGUUGCUUCUUCGGAAACCACGUCCCAAGAGGUCGGCGAAGAGCCAGAACCACGUCUACACGACGCGUCCAGAGAAGCGCCGUCGUCUAUAG
Sodiomyces alkalinus F11 is the source of this 2097-nucleotide messenger RNA. Its product is annotated as patatin-domain-containing protein. The record is from RefSeq and is a predicted model, not a curated record. Gene Ontology annotation, biological process: lipid metabolic process. NCBI's taxonomy places the organism in Eukaryota, Fungi, Ascomycota, Sordariomycetes, Glomerellales, Plectosphaerellaceae. Gene Ontology annotation, molecular function: triacylglycerol lipase activity. The transcript has 4 exons. Bases 1 to 2097 code for a protein of 698 amino acids.